UUUAUAGUUCCGUGUUUUCAGAAAGCGUCUUGAACCUUCACCGUGCACGUGGCUGUAGGUCGAGCAUGGAGAAGUUAGAGAUCAGCUGUGUGUCUCUGAUUGUUUAGGAUUUUGCCAUAUUCACUGGAUGUGUUAAGUUGCUAAAACCGAUAAUCUAGUAGUUCCUGUAGAAACCUCAACAUGGUUUGGAUUAGCAGAGCGUUAUGGCGAAAGUACGGAAACUUUGUGGACAACCUGCGGCUGUAUGUAAGGGGUGGGAGCGGUGGCAUGGGCUUACCCCGAAUGGGAGGACAAGGUGGAAAUGGAGGAGACGUGUGGGUGGUGGCUAAAAAAGACCUUACUCUGAAACGCAUCAAAGACAGAUUCCAGCAUAAACGAUUCAUUGCUGGUGUGGGCUUCAACAGCAGUAUCCGUGCACUGAAAGGUGCUAAAGGAGGCGAUGUGGAAAUCGUUGCACCCACUGGAAUCUGCGUGACCACAGAUGAUGGGAGGCUAUUAGGAGAGUUGAACCAUGAAGGAGAAAGGGUUCUAGUAGCCAGAGGUGGUCUCGGCGGAUCUCUUCACUCUGGGUUUUUACCCAGUAAAGGACAGACACAGCACAUCCGACUGGAUCUCCGGCUCAUCGCAGACCUGGGUCUAGUGGGGUUUCCUAAUGCAGGUAAAUCCUCUUUAUUGACGGCCCUGUCACACGCCACACCUCAGAUCGCCAGCUACCCAUUCACAACUUUGAGACCUGAGAUUGGGAAAGUGAUGUAUGAGGACCACAAGCAGGUGUCAGUAGCAGAUUUGCCCGGCUUGAUCGAGGGUGCUCAUAUGAACCGAGGCAUGGGCCACAAGUUCCUAAAACAUGUGGAAAGAACAAAACAGCUCAUGUUUGUGGUUGACGUCUGUGGGUUUCAGCUGGCCAGUAAAACACCAUUUAGAUCUGCAUUUGAAGCAGUGCAGCUACUGACAAAGGAACUGGAGCUGUAUAAGGAGGAGCUGAUGUCCAAGCCAGCCAUCCUGGUGGUUAAUAAGAUGGACCUGCCUGAUGCUGAGGAGAAGCUCAGAGAGUUGGAGACCCAGCUGGAGAAUCAGGAGGAAUUGAGUCACCUCCUGCCUGAGGACAUGAUCCCCAAGAGCUUCCUCCACUUUAAACACACCGUUCCUGUUUCAGCCCUGACUGGCCUCGGGCUUCCUCAUCUCAAAACAGUCAUCCGUGAGUCGCUGGAAGAGCAAGAAGCUAUAAAAUUGGAGCAGCAGCGUAUAGAGAGGCUUGAGGAACUGAGAAAAGAGAUUCCUGUUGUUUCCAAGCCUGUCUGGGGUCAGCCUUGCUCAGAGCCCUUAAACUGAAACUGAACUUACAAAAUGGGACAUAACGGUCAUUAUUGCCAUUAAGUAGCUACCAGUUCAUUGGAACAACUGGACUGAUUUCAAUGAAUCCACCAAUGACCAGUCUCUUUUCAGACCUUCUGGCUUCUGUGAAAAGUUUUCCAAAGCGACUCUUAUGCACAUUAACUUAUACACAUAAGACGUUUCCACCUUUCAACCUUUCCACAUUUUAUAAUGCCUGGAACUGAAAUGGACAUAAGUGAGAUUGCACAUACAUUGGACACUUUUUUAGGUCCAGCUUAUUCAUGCAAUUAUUUAAUCAGUCAACAACACGUUUCCUGAGGAGGAAACUGAGUACCUGGAGGAAAGUCCAUGAAUCACAGGGAGUAUAUGUAAACCCUUGUGUGCUCUGAGUGGAACUCCCAACCACGGAGGUGCUAGACAAAUGUGUUGAAAAAUGAGCACUUAAAAUGAAUUACAUUUAAAAUGUGUCUAAUUUUUGACUCGACGUCUAAUGCGGCCCGUUAUCUAAAACGCCUCUGAUUUAAACAGACUAUAUUCACCUGUAGUACCAGAUUUCCACAGCAAGAUGGUGCCACUAGAGCCAACCACUCCACCUAGUGUUUAGUUUUAAAACAGUUUCUUAAUUUAAUACCAUAACCAGAUAUAUAGGCUUUGACAUUGUGAUUCAGAUCAGAACUGGAAAAAGAAAAAAAAACAGAAGCAAGCAACACCUCUGUCCACAACUUUGUUAAUCCAUGGGCAGUAUUUCUGAAAAAGGAUUAAGUCUAGUUAAAGAUUAAGUGCCCUUUUAAACCAAACUAACUCUCAAUCACUUCCUAAAUAUCUUAUGGUCAUUAUAAUGCAAAUUUUGAAGAAUAAGUUUUAACUUUAUUUUAAUCAAAGAAGAGACUAUUAUUAUUAUUUAGAUUAUUUGGACUAUGUUAAUUAAACCCAUGCUUAAGCCCAUACUAUUUACAAAAAUGAGUAAGUGGAUAUGGGAAUUUCCUAGGACUGGCAGGCUGCCAUCAAACAACAGAUCAGUACAGGAUGUCCCAGGUGUAUGCAGCCUACAUUAAGAUGAAUAUUUAAUGCAAUUAUAUUUGUAUUGCACUAUAACCAAUGGACAGUGUUGUGAAACAGCUUUACAGGAAUAUAGAAAUAUACACAACCCAAUGAUCCCCUCAACUAUACCCCUUCAUCAUCAUGUGUUUUCCAAAGAUGAUGAUGGGAUUUCCCUAAAAUUUCCCUUUCGGACUGAAGAAGCUGCUCGGAUGAGUAGUGAAGUGUUUCGAUCUAACUAGAAAGAAGUCCAGUUGACAUGACUCAACUUUCAGGUUCCCUUGUGGACAUUUUGUUCUUAGACUCAUCCUUCAUCCCUCAUGUCCUUACACGGUAUCUGUAUUGAGUAAUAUAAACAAUGAUUAAUAAUGAAUAAUGUAUCAGCAAAAGUUAAAUAGUUCUUUUAGAUUUGGGCAUCAGUAUUAAAUUUAUUACAAAGUUUAUCAUGGGACGAACUUCUACUUCCACUAGCUUUUUAAAAUUAUAGGUAGUGUAAGAUGCAUCAUUUUGAUAGCACAUGGUGCAUUCUUGUACAGUCAUACUUUUCAGUUUAUGAAGUACAUUAAACACAAAAUAAGUGCUCCUGUAUUGUGAUUAUAUAUAUUUCUUCUGUUUUGGUUAAAUUCAACCAAAGUACCUGUAGCUGAAACACCUAGAAUGUGCCACUUAAUUGAAUGUAUAGGUGUUGAUGAGGGGAUAAAUAAGCAAUUUUUAGAAGUAUUUACAUAUGAAAUUGUCCCACACAAAAAACACACAAGUCUACCACAUAUUGCGCAACAAUAAGACAACUCAGCACCAGCAAGAGUUAGCAGAUGAAACGUUCAGGCUAACAUUAACUUCUGAUUUGCUCACCAGCAUCUUCUUGGUAUCAGUACCAACAACGAUAACAAUAAGCCUAGAAAAAAUGUUUUUUUUUUUUUUUUUAGGUUUCUUUAAGGCUUCAUUGUAUAAUGAAAGGUUCUUUUCCUUCUAAAUGGUUCUUCCUGGAGACCUGUUAAAGAAAAACUCUACUGUGGAGAUCUACAAAUCUUUUAAGCACUCAUCCUGAAGCACUGUUUUAUGAGCAAUUACCUAAACCAAAUGUACCUUCAUUGUGUUAAUUACCUUAACACUGAAAGAUUUUUUAAUCAGAAAGAAGCUCUAAUUUCCCAUACUUAGUAGUUAAAAUAUUUAUUAUAAAAAGUGUGUGGAGAGGAGUAGCAUUCAUUCUGUGGCAUACUAAAACUUCUUAUUCUAAAUACUAAUGUGUAUUGUGUUUGUUUGUGUCUUUAAACAAUUCACUUAAAUUCAAUUUAUAUAGAGCUUUUAACCAUGGACAUUGUCUCAAAGCAGUUUUACAGAAAUAUAAACAUUCUGAAUAAAAAUGACAAAGUUUACAAUUAGAUGUAUAUUUAUCCCUGAUAAGCAGGCCUGAGGCAGCAACUUAGAAAAGCUUUAAAAUCUGGUCCAUCUGGUAAGAUAAUGAUGAUUAUAACAUUAACAUUUUAUCAUGAAAUGGUUCAUAGGUGUUACAUACAGUCUGUUCUUUGACACAGUGUGUAUUGCAUGUUGUUUGUUUCAGUAUGAUUCAGACUAAGAAAAAAUGUCACAUGCACAUUGUGUGUUGUCA
This is a messenger RNA of Hemibagrus wyckioides, 3982 nucleotides long. RefSeq names its product GTP-binding protein 10 (putative) (gene gtpbp10). NCBI's taxonomy places the organism in Eukaryota, Metazoa, Chordata, Actinopteri, Siluriformes, Bagridae. Gene Ontology annotation, molecular function: GTPase activity; GTP binding; magnesium ion binding. The record is from RefSeq and is a predicted model, not a curated record. The transcript is spliced from 10 exons. Bases 181 to 1332 code for a protein of 383 amino acids. Gene Ontology annotation, cellular component: mitochondrion.